AUGUCGGAAUCCAUUCUCCUGCAACAUAGAAAGUCUUCCUCCAAAGAUGUCCUUCUCGAGCCGCUGACCAGGAGCCAGUCAGUGCCGCUACUGCCCAGAGAGGAUGUGUUCACACACUACACCACACCGGUGGCUGGAGUGCCCUCGCUGCUGUUCUUCUGUCUGCAAGUGACUCGCGACUUCCUGUCAUUUGUCAUCAGGGCUGGUCUGAGCACCAUGAUGUUUGUGAUGAACCUGCUGCUUCGGCUGGUUCUCUUCAUCACAGAAAUCUGGCUCAAUAUACCAGGGAGCUUUCUCGUUACGGCCGUUGUUCGAUUCGCUAUGUGGAGUUUUCAGAUCUUACUGUGGGCCACCUACACGGCUGUGGAACUACUGUUCUACCUGCCGACCCCCUUGUUGGUCGUCUACCUGGUGAUCAUUGCCUCGCUCUACUACACGAUGCCUGGGGCCGUGGAGGCGUUGUUGCACAGCGUGUGGUGGAUGGUGGAGCACUUCUUCAAGUUUCUGGCCUACUUCGCUUACACGAACUCUGGGAAAUCAUAG
Messenger RNA from Candidula unifasciata, 543 nucleotides. Lineage: Eukaryota; Metazoa; Mollusca; Gastropoda; Stylommatophora; Geomitridae. The record is from the annotation of a GenBank genome assembly.